AUGACUUGUAACAGAGAAUGGUACCCCAACUUCUCUGUGACCACACGGGUUUGCACCAAUUUUUCAGAGUAUGAUAGCUGCGUGGGCCACCCGCAGUUUUCUAAGCGUAAAGGUCGGGGAUCCAUCAAGGGUCGUCAAUACCGUGAUCCAGUUCGCUUGCAGCAGCGUGGUGGACCUCCAGGGCGGUUUGGCCCGGGACCUCGCAGCAGGUUACAGAAUGCCUCUGUUGAUAUGUCUGUAGAUGAUCAGCCUGGGACAUUCCAACAGAGUUUUGUUCCGUAUGGAAAGAAUAGCCGGAGAGGAUUCGGCGCAAUAGAUGCAGGGAGAGGAGGAGGGAAAAAAUGGUUCAAAAUUACAAUACCACAUGGACAAAAGUAUGAAAAGAAAUGGCUGCUAACAGCACUGCAGAAACAUUGUCCCAUACCGUUCACCCCACUACAUUAUGCCACAGAUGGACUUCAAGUGCAUUUCUUUGUGGAGGGUGGAGCCACUGCCAGCGCCCUGUGUAAACUCUCAUGCAGAAUCACAGACACUGAAGGACACAAGUCGAAGGAUAGUCCUGAUCCUGAUGUGCUGCACGACACCUUUGAAGAAUUUGCCCCACAGUCUUUGACAUUGAGGAAGCAGACGGAGGCCAUCUCCCACAUCAUGCCUCGCCUGCGUUCUGGACAACUCCAUCCCCCGGUGGAGGGCCGGGAGGGAAAUCUCUUGUCGCAACCUGCCCGGACCGUGGUACCCACAAUGCCAGGAAAAAAAGAGAGCAGUUUCCUCACUCCUUCGACUCCUGACAGGUCUGUUCUGGCGAGUCUAGAGGAGCAAGAAAUUAUCAGUGUCUCAGUUCCUCAAAUGGGCACACAGUCUAUGCCCAAGGAUAAUUUUAAGAUCACCAUCGUGUGUAAGUAUUACAGUGUCAAUGUGGCAGAUCUGUUACAGUUGGAUCCACAAUUCUGCUCUCAGUUGCUAAGCAGGGAUGUGAGGAAGGAGAAGCUUCCACCCCUCGUGACCUUGAUGGUACUAGUCAUCCAAGGUGGUGGAAUGGCGUCAUUCGAGGUGGUUGUGUUUAUGAGUCAUUGUUCCACUCCCCCUUUCCUUCAGAGCGAGCUGAAACAUCAAGAUGUGGAACAUUUAAAGGACACCCAUGUGCUUCCACCUCCCAUCGGCUUUGAUGUGAAAACAAGCACCACGAUUCCUCCCUGCAAGGGCAGCCACUUUGUAUCAGAAGAAAUCAAGGGCUUCAUUCAGGGUUUCCUGCAACAUUAUUAUAGUGUUUACGACUCUGGGGACAGACAGCCACUGCUGCUGGCAUACCAUGACGGUUCCUGCUUCUCUCUCACUGUACCACCCAUAUACAAUCCCUUCAGGUACGGCUUGGGAGAGUACCAUAAAGACAGCCGCAACAUCAUCAAAGUCAAAGAUCUCUCCAAACAGACCCGCAUGCUAAAGCACUCCCGGGUGAAUGUGGUUGCCUUUCUUAAUAACCUGCCACAAACACAGCAUGACAUGGCUUCAUUUACUGUGGACGUUAAUACAUACACGAAAACUUUAUUAAUGUUCACAGUGAGUGGAGUAUUCAAAGAGGUUGAUGGUGCUUCGAGAGACUCUGUCAAGGUGUUCUCCAGAGUCUUCAUCACAGUUCCAGCUCAAAAUUCUGGUUUGUGCAUUGUGAACGACGAGCUCUUUGUGAGGAACGCCACUAGAGACGAGAUUCAUCGAGCAUUUGCUGCACCGGCCCAGACCCCUUCCAGCAGUUCUGUUCCCACCCUCAAUGCAUCUCAGCAGGAAAUGUUGUUUGCCUUCGCUUCCAACUCGCAAAUGAACCUGGAAUGGUCAAAGAAGUGUCUGCAGGAUAAUGGCUGGGAUUUUAAUAGAGCAGCUCAGGUCUUCAUGGUUCUGAAGGUUCAAGGGAAGAUCCCACAGGCUGCUUUCAUAAAGUGA
Messenger RNA from Xyrauchen texanus (razorback sucker), 1935 nucleotides. RefSeq names its product nuclear RNA export factor 1-like. Bases 1 to 1935 code for a protein of 644 amino acids. Gene Ontology annotation, cellular component: cytoplasm; nucleus. The record is from RefSeq and is a predicted model, not a curated record. Gene Ontology annotation, biological process: poly(A)+ mRNA export from nucleus. Gene Ontology annotation, molecular function: protein binding; RNA binding. Lineage: Eukaryota; Metazoa; Chordata; Actinopteri; Cypriniformes; Catostomidae. The transcript is spliced from 21 exons.